AAGAAAGAAACGAGGCUUCUAUUUUGUGAAGCAUUCUCUCCUAAAUAAUUCCAGUAUAUUUCAGUCAAUUAUAUAUUUAUCCACUUAUAUUUUUAUCAUGGUAUCAGAGCCGAAAUCCUGAUAACAGUAAAAAAAAACUCUCCAUAACACCUCUUUUACACAUAACCCUUUUACCCUACCUUCUUCUUCAUUCUCUUUCUAAAUUAUGGUGGGUGAUGGUGAAACGAAGGUCAUUACUCUUGAAGCUAAAGACAUAGUCAUUGAUUCUAUGUCACCUUAUUUUAUUCAAUCCGGAGAUAAGCCCGGAGAUGUCCAUGUUACCAUGACUCUUCGGGAUGGAAAUUACGGAGAUUGGCUCGAUGAAAUGAGCAACGCCCUAUAUGCCAAAAAUAAGUUUGGCUUUGUAAAUGGUGAUAUUCCGAUGCCUCAGUCCGACUCACCAUACCUCCCAUAUUGGCAACGAGCAAAUGCCAUGGUUAAAGGUUGGCUCAAUAGCAGCAUGGAAAUGGAACCAAGGCAAAGUGUGAAGUUCAAAACGGCCCAGGAGAUCUGGACCGAUCUAAAAGAAAGAUUUGCGAAGGAAAGUGCUCCACGCGCUUAUGAGCUUCGGCGCUCUCUUAGCAACAUUCGACAAGAUGGCCAGUCUAUUUCGGCCUAUUUUAGCAUGUUACGACGUGUGUGGGAUGAAAUGAUCUCUAUAAACACGGCGCCUAAUUGCACGUGUGGCAAGUGUUCCUGCAAUAUCUCUAAACAGAUAAUUGAUUCCCGUGAUAGAGACCAUCUUUAUGAUUUCUUGAUGGGUUUGGACGAUGCUUAUGCACAAUUGAAGAGCCAGAUUUUGGCCACAAGGCCGGUUCCUACUCUCACCGCCGCAUAUCACCUUGUUUCAGAAAGUGAACAACACAGGUCUAUCACAUCCGCGCGCAAACCAGGUGGUGAUGGUACGGCUUUCUACACACAAACUAAAAGGGAACCAAUUCCGGGACGACGGUCAACUGUAAAAGAUGGUCGGUCUUGCUCCUAUUGUGGACUUACCCUCGAGGAAGCUGAUUGGGGUGGGCCGACUCCGUGAUGGUUUAUACUACCUUGAAAUUCAAAGAGAUGAGAGGGUGGCAAUGUCAGUUUCUCUCCAUCAUAAUUUAUGGCAUCAACGUUUAGGACAUGCUUCAGACGGAAAAUUAAAUUUCAUCAAUUCUCUCCAAGGUUUCAGACGGAGCAAUAAUUUCUGUGACUCAUGCAUACGAGCCAAACAGACUCGUCUGCCUUUUCUUGUCAGUACCAUUAAGACAACUCGUUGUUUUGAAUUAAUACAUUGUGAUAUUUGGGGCGGCUAUAAAUGUGAGUCCAUUUCCGGUGCACGUUACUUCAUGACUAUAGUUGACGAUUUUACAAGGGG
Messenger RNA from Cuscuta europaea, 1396 nucleotides. The record is from the annotation of a GenBank genome assembly. Lineage: Eukaryota; Viridiplantae; Streptophyta; Magnoliopsida; Solanales; Convolvulaceae.